UUGCCCUUGACAUUUCCGCGAACCUUCUUCCUCUCUCUCUCUUUCUCUCACUGAUUGAAUUUCAAGCACAAAAAGCUAUCUGGGUUUUUGAUAGAUAAUCAAAGGGGGGACUUUCAGUUUUCCACCAUGGACAACCUGUUCGUUUAAUCACUCAGACUUCGUUGUUUGGGGGACGGACUUUGGGAACUUCGUGGUGCAUAAAGAAGUUCUUUGGGUUCUCCAAACGUUCAGAGGUUGAACUUCCAUUUGGAGAUUUUAUCGAAAGCGGGUUAUAGUCAUGAAUUUUCAUCAAGAGAAGUUCGUCAGGUUUCAGGAUUGGACCUCAGAGAAAAAGGUUGAGCCACUAUAUUCUCCAGAUGAUGAAAUACAUCCAGGAAAAUUCAGAAGGACAAUCCACUCGGUGUCAAUGAAAUUCCAAAGAGGGUUGGAAUCUGGUUCUGAGAGGAUUAAGAAGUCAUGGAAAUCCUAUUCAUUUGACGGAGUUGUUGCUAAAAGCUUUGGUUCUAGAAUUCUUGAUCCACAAGGGCCUUUCCUUCAAAAGUGGAAUAAGAUAUUUGUAUUGGCAUGUCUUAUUGCCGUCUCCCUUGAUCCCUUGUUCUUUUACAUCCCUGUGAUCGAUGAUAAGAACAAGUGCCUUGGCUUGGACAAAAAGAUGAAGAUAACAGCUAGCGUUUUGCGUUCAUUUACAGAUAUAUUUUAUAUUGUUCACAUAAUUUUCCAGUUUCGUACUGGAUUUGUUGCUCCUUCUUCUCGAGUUUUUGGAAGAGGUGUUUUAGUUGAAGAUGCUUGGUCUAUUGCAAGGAGGUAUCUAUCGUCAUACUUCCUAAUUGACAUUCUUGCAGUCCUCCCACUCCCACAGGUGGUUAUAAUUUUCAUUCCAAAAUUGGGAGGCUCUGAAUACUUGAAUACAAAGAAUUUGUUGAAGUUUAUUGUUCUAUUCCAGUACGUGCCAAGGGUUAUACGAAUAUAUCCACUAUAUAGAGAAGUCACAAGGGCUUCCGGCAUACUGACCGAAACUGCUUGGGCAGGAGCUGCAUUUAAUCUUUUCCUUUACAUGCUUGCCAGUCAUGUACUUGGGGCCUUUUGGUAUUUGGUUUCCAUUGAACGUGAAACCACAUGCUGGAAAGCAGCCUGUGGGAACAAUACUACCAUAUGCUCCCGUGAGGAUUUAUACUGUGAUACCGCGAAGGAUUUUAAUAAGACCACAUUCCUUUUAAAUUCUUCAUGCCCAAUACAAGAAGAAGAUAAAUCGCAAUUUGAUUUUGGAAUAUUCCUUGAUGCCCUUCAAUCUGGUAUUGUUGAGUCAAGCACACAUUUUCCCCAGAAAUUCUUUUACUGUUUUUGGUGGGGCCUACGAAAUCUAAGUUCACUUGGUCAAAACCUUGGAACCAGUACAUAUGUUUGGGAAAUCUGCUUUGCAGUCUUCAUUUCUAUCGCUGGCUUGGUGCUAUUUUCAUUUCUUAUCGGAAAUAUGCAGACAUAUUUGCAGUCUACAACCACGAGAUUGGAAGAAAUGAGAGUAAAAAGGAGAGAUGCAGAACAGUGGAUGUCCCACCGCUUGCUCCCUGAGAAUUUGAGAGAGCGCAUCAGGCGGUAUGAACAGUAUAAAUGGCAAGAAACCAGAGGUGUUGAUGAAGAGAAUUUGAUAUGUAAUCUUCCCAAGGAUCUUAGAAGGGACAUAAAGCGCCAUCUCUGCUUGGCUCUGCUUAUGAGAGUACCAAUGUUUGAGAAAAUGGAUGAACAACUGCUGGAUGCAAUGUGUGAUCGUCUCAAGCCAGUACUCUAUACAGAGGAAAGCUACAUUGUUCGGGAGGGAGACCCAGUUGAUGAGAUGCUCUUCAUAAUGCGAGGCAGGCUUUUGACUAUGACCACAAAUGGUGGAAGAACUGGUUUCUUUAACUCUGAAUAUCUUAAGGCCGGUGACUUCUGUGGUGAAGAACUUCUCACAUGGGCUCUUGAUCCCCACUCAUCAUCUAAUCUUCCCAUCUCGACCAGAACUGUCCAAGCCCUUAGUGAAGUUGAAGCCUUUGCUUUAAAAGCAGAUGACUUGAAGUUUGUAGCCUCUCAAUUCAGGCGGCUUCACAGCAAGCAGCUCCGCCACACAUUCAGGUUGUACUCACAGCAGUGGAGGACUUGGGCAGCUUGUUUUAUACAAGCAGCGUGGAGACGUCAUUGUAAAAAGAAGCUAGAAACGUCUCUGCUGGAAGAGGAGAAUAGGUUGCAAGAUGCACUGGCCAAGGCUGGGGCUAGCUCCCCAAGUCUUGGUGCCACCAUUUAUGCCUCACGUUUUGCUGCUAAUAUACUCCGUACUAUACGGCGUAGUGGUACGCGGAAGGCAAGGGUGCCAGAGAGAUUACCGGCCAUGCUACUUCAGAAGCCAGCGGAGCCUGAUUUUACUGCUGAAGAACAAUAAUAGGGGUAUAUAGAGGUUUUGAUAGAGUGCAAGCUUUGGUUUGUUGCGUAAAAUGUAACAUGAAAUCAUUUAACUGGAAAAAAAAAGGAAGAAAAAUGUAAUUGCAUAAUUGUAGAGUGUCACAUUUUGUUGUGUUGGAUCCGUACCAGUUGUGUAAAUUAUCCGUUUCGUAUAUGGCAAUGCCUGAUUGUUUCCUGGUUUUAACGAGAA
Messenger RNA from Prunus mume (Japanese apricot), 2623 nucleotides. Its product is annotated as cyclic nucleotide-gated ion channel 1-like. Gene Ontology annotation, biological process: monoatomic ion transport; transmembrane transport. Gene Ontology annotation, molecular function: monoatomic ion channel activity. Lineage: Eukaryota; Viridiplantae; Streptophyta; Magnoliopsida; Rosales; Rosaceae. Gene Ontology annotation, cellular component: membrane. The record is from RefSeq and is a predicted model, not a curated record.